UAAGAGCUCGGGCGCAUUGGAGAGGGAGCGCACCUUUUGGAGUGAGGAGCGCACGGCGGAGAGGAGUAUGUUCGUUUCCAACCUGAGCCUGAGCUGUGAGCACUGUCCCGGGGGAGGAGCCGGCGGCACAGCAGCGGCGGACGCGUACGGAGAGGUGCCCGGCACCCUCCCUCCUCCGUCCCUGAGCCCGACGGGGCACCUGGUGGUGGCCGUGUGCCUCGGCUUCAUCGGCAGCGUGGGCUUCCUCAGUAACUUCCUGGUGCUCACGCUGUUCUGCCGCUACCGGGCGCUGCGCACCCCCAUGAACCUGCUGCUGGUGAGCAUCUCCACCAGCGACCUGCUGGUCUGCGUGCUGGGAACCCCCUUCAGCUUCGCGGCCAGCACCCAGGGGCGCUGGCUGAUCGGACGCACGGGCUGCGUCUGGUACGGGUUCGUCAACGCAUUUUUGGGCAUCGUCUCCCUCAUAUCCCUCGCCGUUCUGUCCUACGAGCGCUACUGCACCAUGAUGGAGCCCACCAUGGCUGACGACAGAGACUACCACACCGUGCUGGGAGGGAUCGCCUUCUCCUGGCUCUACUCGGUGGCCUGGACCAUCCCCCCGCUGCUGGGCUGGAGCAGAUACGGGCCUGAGGGGCCCGGCACCACCUGCUCGGUUGACUGGCAGACCCAGACGCCGAACAAUAUCUCCUACAUCAUCUGCCUGUUCAUCUUCUGCCUGGUGGUGCCGUUCAUCGUCAUGCUGUACUCCUACAGCAAGCUGCUGCUCGCCAUCAGACAGGUCCGGAGUUCGGUGGUGGCUAGUCGCCGAGAGCAGCGGGUGCUGGUGAUGGUCGUCACCAUGGUGGUGGGCUACCUGGUCUGCUGGCUGCCGUACGGGGUGGCGGCUCUGACCGCGACCUUCGGGUCCCAUGACCUUUUGACCCCAGAGGCGACCAUAAUGCCGUCGUUGCUGGCCAAGUUCUCCACCGUCAUCAACCCCUUCAUCUACAUCUUUAUGAACAAACAGUUCUACAGGUGUUUCAAGGCAUUCCUCAACUGCUCCGUCCCCGAGCGAGGCUCCAGCCUAAAGACAUUUUCCCGGGCGACCAAGACGCUCCGCACCGGCCGCCAGGACAAGGAGCACCACAUGUCCGCUAAGGGCCCCUCCGCCACCGCGCCCAACUCCAUCCCCGGGUUGUCGCAGGGGUCCAAUCACUCGGCUCCAUCGAAUCGAGACUCGGCUGUUUCCCGCCCCCCUGCUGCUGACAACCCCAAACCCAAACUUAUCCUGGUGGCUCACUACAGGGAAUGAGAGCAGGACAAAACAACAGCGACGGGGGCCCAACGUUUAGAGGCGGGAGCGGCGAGCGGGGGCACAGGUCUCCAAUUAGGAAACAAAUCCUCUUAAUAGUAGAAAAGAGCGAGCUCAAAGUGAGCUCAGUGGGAGGCGUGAAAUACAAGCCGGGGAGUUUUGAUCCCAGAACAGGUUGUUGUUGUUGCAGUCGACAAACAGGGACACACAUCUCAUCCUGCUUCCCCAGCGGCAGAGAGAUAUGAAGACGAGGGCUCAACGCGCUGUAAUGCUGCAUUUCGAGAUCACCGACUCCUGCCGAUAGAAAGUACUCGCUGUUUUCACAUCCAUCGUCCACUGACGCUGCAUUAAAGCUCACUUAACCUCUGCCUAACGUUUUGCAAAGAAAAGGGGGGGCCUCCGUGGAUCCGAGAUUAAAAUUCAGAUGCUCAAACAGGGAGAGCGUGAGUUCGAGGACCCGCUAGCAUGUUAGCGAUGGACACACGGAAAUAAGCACGAUUGCACUUUAUUGAUUCAGAAGGAGCAGACGGAGGGGAAGAUGUGAAAUUGCAUUCGCUCUGCCCCAGUAAUUCAAUUCAAUAUCAAAGUGGGUCAAGCUGUUUAGUUUAUUUUUUAUUACAUUCAUGAGGUGUCUUUUGUUAGACGACAAAAUAAUGUGCUACCUUAAUCGCAGAAAUUAUUCAGGAACGUUUUGGAGUCUUCGGAGGAGCUUUUUUUUUUCUUCUUCUUCUUCUUGUAAACAGGGCAAUGAGAUAUUUUGUCGGCUCAUGUGUGCAGCUACUAUAAGACGGAUUAUUCUCUCUAUUUUCCAGCGAUAAUUCGGUAGAGGAAGUGGGAAUAAGCACGUUUUGCUGACCCUGUUUCCAUGCCUGAUAUCUGAGGAUUUGAGGAGAAGAGCUUUGAAAAAAGAUUUGUUGAACAAUUUUAUGCAAUUAAGAAUUAAGGAGGAUUUUUAUUAUAUGCCUUUAUUUACACUUUGCCAUUAAAGGGAUGUUUCACCGUGUCGUGAGGGUCGCGUUGAGAUAUUUCACUGUUUUGAUUUGUCGUUGAAAUGUUUCUGUAGCUUUGUUCAAUAGAAAAGUGACGUUCUGUUGUCUCCUACUGUGUUUUUUUCCUUCGCUUAUGUAACAUAAAUUAAAUCAUGUCUCAAACA
Hippoglossus stenolepis (Pacific halibut) is the source of this 2444-nucleotide messenger RNA. It is a transcript of the gene tmtopsb, whose product is annotated as teleost multiple tissue opsin b. The record is from RefSeq and is a predicted model, not a curated record. NCBI's taxonomy places the organism in Eukaryota, Metazoa, Chordata, Actinopteri, Pleuronectiformes, Pleuronectidae. Bases 68 to 1291 code for a protein of 407 amino acids. The transcript is spliced from 4 exons. Gene Ontology annotation, molecular function: G protein-coupled receptor activity. Gene Ontology annotation, cellular component: membrane; photoreceptor outer segment. Gene Ontology annotation, biological process: G protein-coupled receptor signaling pathway; visual perception.